Molecule: messenger RNA, 168 nt
Organism: Ambispora gerdemannii
Lineage: Eukaryota; Fungi; Glomeromycota; Glomeromycetes; Archaeosporales; Ambisporaceae
Source: the annotation of a GenBank genome assembly
UUUAGUUCAGCGAAUUUUUUUGCAGUAUAUCAUAGUAAAGCGUAUAAGGAACUUCUGAUAUGGGAAAAAAUGUUCGAAGAUGAAUCCAGAACAAAAGAAAAAGACACGAUCAAGAUUUAUCACAAGAAUAGAAAUAUCAGUACCGAAUACUCGUAUAGGUUAGCGGAG